AUGUCGCCGUCUUUUGACUCGACCACUGACAUCUCACCUCAUCCUCAACGUCUAUCGAUCAUUGUUACCGGUGGCGCAAGUGGUAUUGGCUUGGCUGUCACUCGUCACUUCGCUGCCCAGGGCCACAUGGUAGCUGUUCUUGACGUAAACUCAAAGACAGGCCCUGAUGCUGUUGCAGAAGUGGCAAAGGAGUAUCCCCAAGCCACCCUGAGCUUCAAAUGGUGCGAUGUAUCAUCUUGGGAAGGGCAGUACGCAGUCUUCGAUCAGGCUUAUCGUGAGCAUGGAAAUCGAAUCGACAUUGUCAUUGCCAAUGCAGGAAUUUCUGAUCCGGUAGUCGGGGCUCUCGAUUGCACUCCGACAGAGUUUCCCCGCAAGCCGAACCUUAGAAUGCAGGAAAUCAAUCUGAAUGGAGUAAUUUACAGUGUUGGGCUUGCCGUGCAUUAUAUGCUCAAGAAUGAGGUUGGGAGUCGCCUCCAGAGUUCUAGAGGCUCUAUUGUUUGCACAUCGUCAUCCGCGGCCAUCUAUCCAUUUCCAGUUUCGCCACUCUAUUCAGCCUCCAAGGCCGGCAUUAUAGGACUUGUUCGGUCCAUGGCUGUCAGGCUUGAAGAAAGGAAGAUCCAAAUCAACGCUCUUGCACCUGGAGUCUUGGAAACGAAUAUCACUCCCGAUAAGGAGCUCUUCAAGUCUAUGAUAAUCACGCCAAUCUCAACCUUGACAAAGGCUGUUGCGCAAUUCGUGACAGACCCUUCCAGGACUGGUCAAGUGGCUGAACUGAAUGAGCAUACUAUCACACUGAGACCUCAUGCGGAUUACGCUGAUGCUGGGGCGGAGCAUAACAACAAGAUGUUCUACAAAUUAGGUCAUGCAUAA
Molecule: messenger RNA, 870 nt
Organism: Fusarium redolens
Lineage: Eukaryota; Fungi; Ascomycota; Sordariomycetes; Hypocreales; Nectriaceae
Exons: 3
Coding region: 1-870 (289 amino acids)
Cellular component (GO): cytoplasm
Molecular function (GO): oxidoreductase activity, acting on the CH-OH group of donors, NAD or NADP as acceptor
Source: RefSeq, a predicted model, not a curated record